Messenger RNA from Neogale vison (American mink), 2818 nucleotides. It is a transcript of the gene SLC5A10, whose product is annotated as solute carrier family 5 member 10. NCBI's taxonomy places the organism in Eukaryota, Metazoa, Chordata, Mammalia, Carnivora, Mustelidae. Gene Ontology annotation, biological process: transmembrane transport. Bases 766 to 2559 code for a protein of 597 amino acids. The record is from RefSeq and is a predicted model, not a curated record. Gene Ontology annotation, cellular component: plasma membrane. The transcript is spliced from 15 exons. Gene Ontology annotation, molecular function: D-glucose:sodium symporter activity.
AUAAAUAAAAUCUUAAAAAAAAAAGAAAAGAAAAGAAAAGAAAAAGGAAGCAGAACAUUUGGCAACAUGUUUUUAUGGUCCAACACUGGGAUGUUCUGGGGCCAGACUGUUGUGGUGGGAAAUAAGCCACAUGAUUCAAGAGUCACCAUUCCAAGUCCCCCUCGGUCCUCUCAUGGCCCAGUGGUCAUAGGAUAUGGUUCCCCGCCACCAUGGUGUCCCCAGAGGGGAGGCAUCUGUCCCCAACCCUUCGUGCUUUUUAUAUAAGUGAAAUACGGGGCGAGGCACACAUCAGGUAACAGCGCUUUCUGGGACUAAUCUGGUUGCCUGUGGAUGCACUGAUCUCCCUUUAUUUAUGAUUAUUUAUUUAUUUAUUUAUUUAAAGCAGGCUCUGCCCCCAACUUGGGGAUCAAGAUCGUGACCCUGAGAUCAGGAGUUGCAUGCUUCAGCGACUGAACCCAGCCAGGCACCCCCUAAACUCCCUUUACUUUUCCCAAACCUCCUCUGAGAUUGGGGAGGCUGCCCUCCUCCAAGCCCCUUCCAGCUCUGCCCCUACACUCAUGGUCGGGGUUGGCUUCCCACUGGCGGGGGUGCCGGGGACACCCGCGCUGCACUUGGAAAGCCAUUUCCCGGCAUGCGGUCAUCUUGUGGGCUGGAGACGCCACCAUCGCGCUCGGUUUAAUGAUCAAUUAAUUGCCUGCCAGGAAGCCCUUUCUGACCUGGCUCGGCCCUCAGUUCCUCCUGCUCAGAGCCGGUGCUUGCCACAGGAUGGUGGCAGACAACUCCACCGGCGACCCCCACGCUCCCGGGCCGCAGCUGAGCGUGACCGACAUCAUCGUCAUCACCUUGUAUUUCGCCCUGAACGUGGCUGUGGGCAUAUGGUCCUCAUGCCGGGCCAGCAGGAACACGGUGAGAGGCUACUUCCUGGCGGGCCGGGACAUGACCUGGUGGCCGAUUGGAGCCUCUCUCUUCGCCAGCAGCGAGGGCUCAGGCCUCUUUAUCGGACUGGCGGGCUCGGGGGCGGCCGGAGGCCUGGCUGUGGCGGGCUUCGAGUGGAAUGCCACGUAUGUGCUGCUGGCUCUGGCGUGGGUAUUUGUGCCCAUCUACAUCUCCUCGGAGAUUGUCACCAUGCCGGAAUACAUUCAGAAGCGCUACGGAGGCCAGCGGAUUCGCAUGUACCUGUCUGUCCUGUCCCUGAUGCUCUCCGUCUUCACCAAGAUAUCGAUUGACCUGUAUGCAGGGGCGCUCUUUGUGCACAUCUGUCUGGGCUGGAAUUUCUACCUCUCCACCAUCCUCAUGCUUGCCAUCACGGCCCUGUACACCAUCGCAGGAGGUCUGGCUGCUGUGAUCUACACAGAUGCCCUGCAAACACUCAUCAUGGUGGUGGGGGCUAUCAUCCUGACUGUCAAAGCUUUUGACCAGAUCGGCGGGUAUGAGCAGCUGGAGGCAGCCUACGCCCAGGCCAUCCCAUCCCGGACCAUCGCCAACACCACCUGCCACCUGCCACGGGCAGACGCCAUGCACAUGUUCCGAGACCCCUACACGGGGGACCUCCCAUGGACGGGAAUGACCUUUGGUCUGACCAUCAUGGCCACCUGGUACUGGUGCACAGAUCAGGUCAUCGUGCAGCGGUCGCUGUCCGCCCGGGACCUGAACCAUGCCAAGGCCGGCUCCAUCCUGGCCAGCUACCUCAAGAUGCUGCCCAUGGGCCUGAUGGUCAUGCCAGGCAUGAUCAGCCGCGCACUGUUCCCAGAUGACGUGGGCUGCGUGGUGCCGUCCGAGUGCCUGCGGGCCUGCGGGGCCGAGAUUGGCUGCUCCAACAUCGCCUACCCCAAGCUGGUCAUGGAGCUGAUGCCCAUAGGUCUGCGGGGGCUGAUGAUCGCAGUGAUGAUGGCCGCGCUCAUGUCGUCGCUGACGUCCAUCUUCAACAGUAGCAGCACGCUCUUCACCAUGGACAUCUGGAGGCGGCUGAGACCCCGGGCUGGCGAGCGGGAGCUGUUGCUGGUGGGCCGGUUGGUCAUCGUGGUGCUCAUCGGCGUGAGUGUGGCCUGGAUCCCCGUCCUGCAGGACUCCAACAGUGGACAGCUGUUCAUCUACAUGCAGUCGGUGACCAGCUCCCUGGCCCCCCCGGUGACCGCUCUCUUUGUUCUGGGCAUCUUCUGGCCACGUGCCAACGAGCAGGGGGCCUUCUGGGGCCUCAUGGUGGGGCUGGCAGUGGGCACCACAAGGCUGGUCCUGGAAUUCCUGCACCCUGCGCCCCCCUGCGGAGACCCGGACACGCGGCCGGCCAUCCUUGGCAGCAUCCACUACCUGCACUUUGCCGUCGCACUCUUUUUGAUCAGUGGAGUCGUGGUGGUGGCCGGGAGCCUGCUGACGCCACCCCCCCACAGGGCUCAGAUUGAGAACCUUACCUGGUGGACCCUGGCUCGGGAUGUACUCAAGGGAGCCAAAACAGGCGAUGGCCGAGUACCCCAGAAGCACGCCUUCUGGGCCCGCGUAUGUGGCUUCAAUGCCAUCCUGCUCAUCUGUGUAAAUAUCUUCUUCUACGCCUACUUUGCCUGAUGCUCCCCUGUGGACAGGAAGCCCAAGCCCUUUGAGUCCUCAGGUCCCCCUCGCUUUUGCUAACAAGGACACCGAGGCCCGGAGAGGUGUGGUCUCCCCUCACGACUCCAUGGCCGGUCAGCAUCCAGGGACUGGCUGAGCCAGCAAAGCAGGAGCCCCGGAAAAGUUGGGGCGCAACGAACAAAAAAUGUGAUAUUUCAAGAAUCGCGCAAAGUAGUCCUAACGGCAAUGAAAAUUAGAUCUGUGAUGAAUAGCCUGA